AUGGUCGCCGCUUCACCCCUCGAGACGCGUAGCAAGUCGGGUCGCGGUACUUUCUUCGCCGUAGGAUUGGGCGCCUGUGGCAACACCAACUCUGAUUCCGAUCAUAUUGUGGCACUUGCAACGGCGGAUUAUGACAAUGGGGCGCAUUGCGGCAAGAAAAUCAGCAUUACCGCAAACGGGAAGACGUCCACCGCGACUGUUGAGGAUGAAUGCCCAGGGUGCUCUUCCGGUGACCUCGACAUGUCCCCUUCCCUCUUCGACAAAUUCGCAAACGAAGACGUCGGUGUCGUCAAGGUCACAUGGAAAUACACCUAA
This is a messenger RNA of Stereum hirsutum FP-91666 SS1, 315 nucleotides long. RefSeq names its product riboflavin-aldehyde forming enzyme. The record is from RefSeq and is a predicted model, not a curated record. NCBI's taxonomy places the organism in Eukaryota, Fungi, Basidiomycota, Agaricomycetes, Russulales, Stereaceae. The transcript has 4 exons. Bases 1 to 315 code for a protein of 104 amino acids.